Messenger RNA from Cannabis sativa, 1916 nucleotides. RefSeq lists its product as uncharacterized. Lineage: Eukaryota; Viridiplantae; Streptophyta; Magnoliopsida; Rosales; Cannabaceae. The transcript has 4 exons. The coding region runs from base 234 to 1694 and encodes 486 amino acids. The record is from RefSeq and is a predicted model, not a curated record.
AUUCUCACUGAGCAGAAAGCAAAAGUAGCAGUACAAGUGUCUUCCAAAAAAUAAUCAAAAUCAAAUUAAAAAUAUUACAACUGAAAAGGGUAACACCAAAACCAACAACUGCAGCCUUGAGCACAUGAGAAUGGCCCCAUUUCGAUUGGUCAGAAUCUGUGCUUGGUUUCUUAUAAAUAGGAGGUAGCUGCUCCCAUCCCAGUUGGACAAAACAUUAGAGAGGAAAAAACACCAUGGGGAGUGAAAUGAAUGUUCUGUUUCUUUUGAUUAUUAAUGUGGUAAUGGUGGUAAGUGCUUCUGGUUCUACUCCAGAUGACAACUACAUCUCAGUGGUUGGAGAUCCAGGAAUGAGAAGAGAUGGGCUCAGAGUGGCCUUUGAAGCUUGGAACUUUUGCAAUGAAGUUGGCCAAGAAGCUCCUCACACGGGCAGCCCCAGAGCUGCUGAUUGUUUUGAUCUCAAAGGUUCUUCUCUUAAACACAAGGUAACAAAAGAAGAUAACAAACUUGGAGUUGGGACUCCAUUCUCUGGGUUAAAUCCAGAAAAUGCCAACAAUGUAGAUCUUUACGCAGCACAGAAAGAAAUUUAUCUGGGUUCUCUAUGUGAAGUUAGAGACACCCCAAAACCAUGGCAGUUUUGGAUGGUUAUGCUUAAAAAUGGUAACUUUGACACUAACUCAGGUUUGUGUCCGGCUGAUGGGAAAAGGGUUAGACCCUUUAAAUCAACAAGGUUUCCUUGCUUUGGCAAAGGGUGUAUGAACCAACCCACCUUUAAACAUGAUGAGACUGAGUUGUAUGGUGAAAGCAUGAGAGGAGGUUUUAAUGGCACUUAUGAUUUGGAUUCUGAACCUGCAAAUGGUCUUGAUGGGAUUUCCUUCUACGAAGUUGUUUGGGAAAAGAAAGUUGGAGUUGGAAGUUGGGUCUUCAAUCAUAAACUCAAGACCUCAAAGAAGUAUCCAUGGCUGAUGCUGUACCUCAGAGCUGAUGCAACUCAAGGAUAUUCUGGUGGAUAUCAUUAUGACACAAGAGGAAUGCUUAAAACGCUACCAGAAUCACCAAAUUUUAAGGUGAGACUGAGUUUGGAUAUCAAGAAAGGAGGAGGACCAAAGAGCCAGUUCUACCUAAUCGACAUAGGCAGCUGUUGGAAGAACAAUGGCUUAGCCUGUGAUGGUGAAGUAGUAACUGAUGUUACCAGAUACACAGAGAUGAUAAUCAACCCUGACACACCAGCUUGGUGCAGCCCCACAGGCUUACAGAAUUGCCCACCUUACCAUAUAACACCCCAAAACAUAAAGAUUUAUCGUAACGACACAGCCCGCUUCCCAUACUCGGCUUACCACUACUACUGUGCGCCAGGCAAUGCCCAGCACUUGGAGCAGCCUGUGAGCCUUUGUGACCCUUACAGCAAUCCUCAGGCGCAAGAGAUAAUUCAGUUGCUGCCACAUCCCAUAUGGGGUGACUAUGGCUAUCCCACCAAGAAAGGACAAGGUUGGGUGGGUGAUCCCAGGACAUGGGAGCUUGAUGUGGGUGGCCUUUCGAGUAGACUCUACUACUAUCAGGAUCCAGGGACUACUCCAGCUAGAAGGAUAUGGAGUUCGAUUGAUGUGGGGACUGAGAUUUAUAUAAGUGACAAAGAUGAAGUGGCAGAAUGGAGCUUAAGUGACUUUGAUGUUCUGCUCACUACUCCAAAGUUCUAGUCUCAUUUUAGUAUUUUAGAUGACAUGAUGAUUAUUGAUGUAUAAUUCAUAUAUGUAUAUUUAUAAUGGAGCCCCCCCCCCCCCCCCCCCCCCCCAAAAAAAAUGCCCGUAAGGGCUGGGCAGGGUAAGGUCAUUGUUUUAGUUUCUGUCACUAAAAUCAUCAGAAAUGAUGAGUGUUAAGCAAAAAUUCAAUUAAUGAUAACGAGAAAGAAAAUUAUCUAA